AUUUAAAUUUUUCAGAUGUUAUUUAAUGAAUAGUAUUUAAUUUUAUGCAUCAAAUCGUUAUAGUUUCAUUUAUUAAUAUGUAAAAUAACUUAAUACUUGUGUUUGAAGUUAUGACUGGUUUUCAUUAUGUAAUUUUGAACUUGUUUCCACGUGUAUCAUUGUUAUACAAUACAUAGUUAUUUUGGCGACAGUUUUUAUACAAUAUUCUAUUAUGAAUUUAACAGUCUUAUUGAAUAUUUUAGUCUUAGUAACUUGUGCUACAAUUGUUACUGUUGACAGCUGGGAUGUCCAACUGAACAAUUCUAUUGUAGACCAACUUCAAAUGGGCGAAAGUAUACAAGUAGAGUUCAACUCUACCGCUUUUCAAAAUAAUAAUUCAGGAAAUGAAUUUAGAAAAAUUGAGUUAAUUAGUACAAAUUUGGAAGUUGUAUCAAUAUCACCAAGGUUUUUUGAUUUACCAACACCCAAUAACCUAACAAAUACAUGGAGUGGUACGUUCAAUAUAACUGGGAAAUUCAUAGGAUAUACAAAAGUUUAUUUCCAAAUGGUAAAAUUCAAAAAUUCUGCUAUAGAAUCGAUUGUGAAUUCAAGUGAAAACCAUAUUAACGUAGUUGUAGUCAGAAAGCAAAGACUAAUUGACAAUGUUUUCAUAGUAUCUGUUGCUAUACUGAUGAGUAUUAUAUUUAUAAAUUUGGGAUGUGCUCUAGAACUAAAACAACUGAAAGAAUGCAUUAAAAAACCAAUAGCUCCAAUAAUAACAUUCCUUGCUCAAUUUAUAAGCUAUUAUUAUGCAAAACUCAUAUUUCCUAAUUCAGUUACCAUGCAAUUGGGAUUGUAUUUUACUGGAAUCAGUCCUGGAGGAGGAGCAGCAAGUGUAUGGGCUUUACUUUUAGGUGGCAACAUUAACCUAAGCGUUUUACUUACUACACUUGGUACUUUGCAAUCUUUUAUAAUGAUUCCAUUUUGGGCUAUAUUCUUAGGAAAACGUAUUUUUGAUAUAGAAGAAAUACCAGUUCCUUAUUCACGCAUUGGUUCAUCUGUUGUAGCAUUGAUCAUACCCUUGUUAAUAGGUUACUCUAUUCAGUGUUUUAUGCCAAGAGUGUGUAAAUUAAUGAUUCGAGUAUUAAAGCCGUUAUCUAGUUGUCUGAUAUUAUUUAUAAUUAUUUUUGCCAUUGCUACUAAUUUGUAUCUGUUUCAAAUAUUUUCAUGGCAAAUCAUUUUAGCUGGAGCUAUAUUGCCUUGGACAGGCUUUUUAAUUGGUUUCAUUACAGCAUAUAUUGUAGGCUUACCCAAAGCAGACAUUGUAUCAAUGACUAUUGAAUCUGGUAUACAGAACACUGGUAUUGCCAUUUUUAUGUUGAAAUUCUCAUUAGGACAACCAGCUGCAGAUAUAACAACAGUUGUGCCAGUGGCUGUUGCAUUAAUGACACCCAUCCCUUUAACAGUGGCUUUCCUUAUACAAAAGUGUGUGCGAAAAAAAGGAGAAGUAGGACAUCAAGAUGUUGCUACUAUUUCAAUGUUAGAUGAAAAAGAAAAUGGAAUACAAACAGAACCUACUUUACUGACUGCAUCUGAUAAUUUAAGAAAACAAGUAUAGAUAUUGAGAGGUUUUUUCUGUUUAGGGAGGAAGGGAGAGUAUAGUAGAGUAGAGGUAUUAAAACUUAUAUUAUAUUUGUUUAAAAGAAAAGAAGCCAUGAGCAACAUUUUUUUAAACCUGUGUAGGCGCAAUCAAUAGAGUAAUUUAUGGGUCACUACCACUAAAAUAAAAAUAAAUUUACUUAGUCUUUUUCCUUUGAAACAUUUAUGUGUUAAUGUGUUUCUAAAAUAUUUAUUAUAUUUCGUAAUCCUAAGUACCGUGUUUAAAUGAAUAAUCGGGUGUAUAAAUUGGUAAUUUUUAUUUUAUUUAGCAUUUGUUAUUUUGUAAUUGUUCCCGUUUAAGUACGCUUUAAAUACAUGCUAAAUAUCCUAAAAAAAUGUAUUCAAAUUUGGUUUAAUAUAUUUGCAAGAUAACCAAGAAACGUUAAAGUAAUUAAAUCAUAUUGCUAAAAGCAAUUAUAAGAUUUUAUUUUUAUUUUCACCUGAGUGAAUUUAAAUCCUGUAACCCCCACCAAAUAUCCCACUGGUCUAACUCAACAGUAUUGUACAUUGUUAGUAAAUUUGAAAUUUGUUGUUAGUUAUGGAUCAUUUUUAUUUGACAAUUCCUUCCAUAAAUCUCUCAGACCAUUUUAUUUUGAAUAAAAAAUAACAUCACAAAAUGUACCAACAUGUUUUUCCUUUGAAAAAAAUUAAUUAAGUUAUAAUAUUCUACAAUUGAAAUGUCGUUAUGUUAACAAAUGUUUGUUGUAUCUUUAUUCUGUCUAUUAACUACUUAAUAAAAUUAUUUGAAUUGUUUCUUAAAAACUGUAUUGUUUUAUUUAUAUAUACAUUUUUCAUGUAAAUUAAAAAAAAACCCUUUUCUACAAAAAAUAAGACACCUAUGGUUUUACGCUAGAAUAUUUCAGUAGCAAUGCUAUCGUCAUCAGUGCUCACAACAGACUAUUGAGUCUUUUUAAGAACCAAUGAAAUAGUCAAAGAUAUUUAUUCUUUUCUAUAACACAAUUUUUGCUUAGAUUAUCAGAUAUUUGUUAUAAAC
Adelges cooleyi (spruce gall adelgid) is the source of this 2632-nucleotide messenger RNA. RefSeq names its product ileal sodium/bile acid cotransporter-like. Bases 212 to 1597 code for a protein of 461 amino acids. Lineage: Eukaryota; Metazoa; Arthropoda; Insecta; Hemiptera; Adelgidae. The transcript is spliced from 6 exons. Gene Ontology annotation, cellular component: membrane. The record is from RefSeq and is a predicted model, not a curated record.